Osmia lignaria (orchard mason bee) is the source of this 9631-nucleotide messenger RNA. RefSeq lists its product as uncharacterized. Lineage: Eukaryota; Metazoa; Arthropoda; Insecta; Hymenoptera; Megachilidae. The record is from RefSeq and is a predicted model, not a curated record.
CGCACGAACAGCCUGAGCUUGCGCGGUGCUUUCGAAAGGCGCGUCCUGGCUUGCUCGGUUUCUCUACACUCGUUAGCUUUUACUCGUCGACGAGCUUUCGUGCUGGAGUGUGCGCGUCUAGUCGAACCGAGAAAGAAAAAGAAUUUAAAAAAAAAAAAAAAAAAACAGUAUUCCUGUUUGCGUUCGAUUUAGUCGGCACGAAUUAAUUUCUUUUUUUAACAGACGAGUCAUUCGAACCGGAAACGGUCGAUAGAGUCGUUCAGCUCGCGAAAAUGUAACGGUUGAGUGGAUCAGUUGUCUGGAAAUUAGCUUCGUCGAAUGAAGAUCACAUCCCGUAUUACGGAUCGUGAGUGAAGCAUCUUGCGGAGGAGCUCCCAUGGCGUGAAAAUCGGAAGCACAGUUCAACGAUAUUUCAUCACGGAAGUUUGAAGCUUGAUAACAAUCAGGAUGCACGCGGUUGGAUUGCAUUCGGCGCUGGCCAUCAAGCGUCAGAGAAAGCGUCGGGACGAGCAGCGUCGUGCCCGCGAGCGUCGUUAUAGCGCGCAGUCGGGCGAGAGCGGGCUGACAUCUCCGAGGGCAUCGACCGAUUCCUUGGACCAUCCGCCGAGACACCAUAAACAUGGACAUCCGAAUCGUUCCGCUGGCCAAGGGAUGCUGGAUACGAAGGUGGUUACGUCGAUCGGGAUGCUUCACAUCGGUGUGGUGUUCCUUGUACUCGGAGGUUUUCUUCUGAUGAGUGGCUUGUUACCCGGAGAUCUGGCCCAAUGGGGCACCAAAGCGUCUGGCGGUUGGUGGAACGAGUUGGUGGCUAUAGGGUUGUUCGCCAUUAUCGUCGGUAUAUUCCUGAUAGUCCUGAACAGAGUGAUCGCGAAGAGGGAGGAGAACGAUUUGGAGGAAUACGUACAGAGGCAAUUGACCAGGUCAAGGUCUGGACAUAGAUUGGAAAGGGACGUCGAGACGGGCGGGUUAUCCACGAAACACGCAAGAAGAGCGAGGCAAAUGCAGCAAAUGAUGGCCAGCGAAGUGGAAUCCAUCGAGUCACAGAAUGAGAAAGAAUCCGAAGGAUCCCCGCCCAGAAGUCCUCCGCCUGCUUACUCGCCGCCCCCGACGAUGAACGGAGAUCAUCAAACGGCACAAUCGACCCUAUUCCUCGAGCAGAUCACCGAGGAGGAGAUCAUCAGCGAUCGCGUGGAAACGUCAACGACCAAUAGCUUGAGUCCUGGCUCGCCUAGCGAGACACGGGAAUUACUCCAGAACCCUCGCCACUCGAAGCAGAAUGGUAACCCUCAGCAGGUUCAUCGACCGCUCUACGUGUCCAGGAUCUAGAUACCGGCAGAUCUUUGGUAUACCUUCUAUGUUCAAAGAACCGCGAGAAUCUCGUAUCGGGAGCAAAUUCGAGGAAGAAAAUUUUUACGAGGACAAGCUUUUAUAUGUAUGUACGUCUUCGAACAGCGUAUCUUCUACUGUUUCUACGUUAUCCUGUCGAUUGUUUAUUUCACACGGAUAAGCGAAACGAUCGAACAAUCUGGCAGUUUGCUCGGAAAUCGUUUAGAGAUGAUUUUCCAAUUGCAUACGUGUUGAAGAAUAGAAGUAUAUAAACGAAGAUAUUAGAAAUUGAACAAUUUAGGAAUAUAUUAAAGUUUUCAAUCAACAAUUUUCAAUUUUUUUUUCUUAUCUUAAGUAGAAUUUUGUUUAGAAUUCAUUCACGUUACGAUAAAUCGAAUAUAUAAUCGUUGUAGUUACUUGUUCGAAGUUAUCGAGAUUUCACUGAUUUAUUUAUUAUUGUAGGCAUUUCAAAUUGAUUUAGUACGAAGGAUCUCACUACCAUCAAUGAUUUCCUAUAAUAAUAGAAAGUGAUUAAACCGUGGGACCAAAGUUUUGUUCACCUAUGUAUUUUCACUACGAACACUACAGUGGAUAAUUUCGUUUCAUUUAUACAAUAGCGAUUGACAUUAGGACAGUAACACGAUGCCUUUUAAUUUAAAUAAAUCAGUUCGAUUCCGAUCAUCAGUUUCCACCAUAUAUAUUUAAAAUUUUCUUAUGAAUUCUUUUCAUUUCUUUCAUGCCUGAACGAUUUUACGAUUCCCGUAAAUCUAUUGGUUUAUUUGAGUUACGAAUAUCAUGGUAAUGUUUGGAUGUCCAUCGAUGGUGUAUAAAUGAAAGAGAACAGCAUGUAAUGGUAUAGUUGCAAAUUUUAUAAUAAUUUGAAUUAAUCGAAUUAACUGAUUUCAAGCGUAUUUUAUUUUUUUUAUCGUUAUUUUAUUUUUAUCGUUACAAGACAUGCAAAGUAACCGAUUGGCUAUAAAAUGGAUAACUAAUUGAAUCGACAAGUAAAUUUUCAACAAUUGAAAUCUCAAAGGAGAAACUAAUUAAUUAUCUCAAGAAAUUACAGUAGUGAGGUCAUUUAUUCUUACUAUCAGUAGCGUUUCUUUCAAAAUGAUUCGACAUCUCGAUAAUUUCAGUUCACGAAUAUUUAAACUACAAACACAAAUUUUCGAUUACCACCUUUAUAAUUAACCCUUGCACGGCGGAGCCUGGCUAAAUUGUGACCCAAACUUACCAUAAAUAUACAGAAGGGUUUUCUAAUUUUGAAAGGGACAGUGUAAAAUUUAGAAAAUGGAAAUAAUAUGAGACACAAAAUUACAUUAAAAUUGGGGCUCUCUCCAUGGUCCGCCGUUCGAGGGUUAACAAUGCAUACGAAAAGACGACGAGAAUUAAACGGUGCAACGAUACGCGUGUAGCUUUUCGACGACACCAAAAUCGAGAACUCUAAAUCAUUAGGAAGCAAGAAGAAUCUUCUUUGAGAAUAGUAUGUUUACGUAUCUUUUAGACCGCUGUCUGACGGUACCCUUUGAAUUUGCUCGCUGAUUCGUCGAGUGCGAGUCAACGAAGGGAGAAGGUGAAAGAGGAAUCCGAAAAUUGCAUCUGUAUCGAACCCAUGAAAUGAUAAAACCUUUCGUCCAUUAAAGCUUUUACUAGGCUGACGACUUCUGUAGUAGAGUUAAGGAACGUCUUGAUCAGUUGAAAGUAAGCGAUCAUUCGAGGUGCGAAAUUUUCCGAACUCUUGCGGUAUUCGAAGAACGACGGAGAGAAAAGGAAACGGGAAGGAGGAAAAAUUCUGAAAGAAGUCGUCUUGGAGAGUCGAUCGAAGUACCGACCUAAGCGACGAAAAAAUGAAUUCAACUAUGUGCAUUCAAGGACCAAGAUUUAAUUAAUUCGAGGAGCGAGGUGGAACAAUUUUAAAGAAGAUCUCGAAGAUAACGAUGCCAAAGAGAGGACGGAAGUAACGCGUAGAUGAUAUGUUUCUUCGUUCGCGGAAUAUCACUAAUUAAUCGUGUGUGUCAGAAAUUUGCUUUAGCAGUCGUUUAAGGAGAAGAGGAGAGGUCUCCGGCGCCAACAUACUCAUUACACAUAAUAUUUAUAUCGUAAGUAACAACGGACUCGAGAUCGGGACUAUGUGUUGUUAGAAGCACAAUUUAUCAAAACCGAUGUUCUUCAACGUUUAAGAAAGUUGGUCUCGAUGUCACGAGUCUGAUAUCAGUCAUUGCACAUGCGAAGUCAACGAAAUUCAUAAGAACGGAUGAAGUUGUAAAAAAGACGCUCCCUUUUCGAUUUCGAUGAUUUUUCAAUAUGUUGGAAAUUCGACAUUUUAUAUAACUUUUCUUUUAGUUCCUGAGAUAUUCGCGAAAAAAUAUCAUUAUCACUACAGUGAAUUUUGUCUAUAAAUGUAAGCCAAAGUUCGGUCCUGAACGUUUCGCUUUCAUUGAAUUUUUACUGCAUUGUGGUGGCACUGCCUAUGAGUUCACUAGCGAAAAGAUCACCCUAUAGGUUAGAGAAAAAAAGUUGCGUAAAAUCUAGAAUUUUACGAUAUAUUAAGAAAUCAUCGAAAUCGGAAGGGGAGUAGUUUUUUUAACAAGUACAUCAAGAAAUGAGACCUAACAAUUGGAACGGUUGUCGUUAAGAACUUUCUACAAUUAUUAUAAUUGGUUCCAAUGGAAUUUCAGCUCUUUUCCUUUUAUCAAUGAAUUGUAGAAAGUUUCAGUAGAACUUUUUACGUGAAGGAAACAUUUAAAUCGUAAAGUGCUGUGAAUCUCGAGCAAUUUUUAACUUUAUGCAAAUUUAAAAUUAUAAUUGUUAACUGUUUCUUAAAGAAUAUCAUUCUUCAAGUACUAAGAUAUUGGCUAUCUGAGGUCAGUUAAAUACUUUUUGUCUUCUUUAUAUUCAUUACUUCAUUCUUCAUCUCAGAAAUAAAGAAUCAGUUACGACGAAACGAACAAAACGAAACGAAAGUGAACAAUAAAGUAUACGGUAAUAACUGAACGAAAUCUCUCCGAUAAUCAUGAUGUGUUACCGCAGGGAUAGGCAUCAAUCUCGAUACAGUAGCCGUUCGAUAAUUCCCUGCCAUAUAAUUUUCUGUUAGGAACGCCCCAUGUUCAUAUGCAUUACUCACCCCUGCGCGUCUACCCCACUAUCUCGCUUAGAUAAUCAAUGAACGUAUAGCUGUGUCACAUAAACGAACUGUGAAAAAUGAGCACAGUUCUUUAGAAGAGCCACUUCUAGAGCCCUAAAGACGGGGAAUUAUUGAGCAGCUACUGUAUACCAUAAUUGAGUACACAUCAACGCGUGUUCGGUCAUCUUAAUUAUAAAAAUCAUUGACAGUGGGGAUCGUGGCUAAAAUGGCACUGCCAUGAAGUACCCUUUUAUGCCAGGUACUGUGCAGAGCUGGAAAGAAGUCACUCGAGAUGACGCAGGAUAUUUAUUAUACAUUAGUCUAUUAGUGGAUGUGAUCAUUUCGAUAAAAGAUAAAAAUGUGUGCAUUUUAUUCCUAUGGUUAUAUUAAAAAAGAGGGAAUCCUAUGCCUUCCAAGUGCCAUCUUUCCAGAUCGGUACAGUGAUCGCAUACCCCACUAUUCCAUCCAUAGUAUCCGUCCCUAUAACGCCACCCUUCCCUAUAGAGCUGCUAGUAAAGUAGGCUCGAGCUCCCAAAUAUUCCAGACAUAGGCAUUUUUUGUUCCCAUGCCUGGUCUAAACGCACCAUAGUGCACACAAUGAAACUAACAAUGGAAGAGAUUUCCAAAGUGAGCUCCACCGACUGAAACGUUUAAUUCUGACCCUGAUUAACCUUCUACGUGUCGAAGACAAAUAACGAGUAAUCUUUUGAAAUAUUUGUAUCUUAAUAGAACAACGAGUGAUUGAGAUAAAGUAUUUGUUCCAUUAUUAUAAGUCACGAUGGCGCACGGGUGAAAAAGAUGAAGAAAAUAUUAUUGAAUAUACGACGAAUUGUACAGGCGAUUAAAAUUGAAAAUUGCAUCCAGAUUCGAGCACGCUUAUUCUUACAUUUCGUUCGCAAUAUCUUGGUAGCAUCAAAACGAAUUACAUUUACAUAUAACGUACCUGCUUUCUCAUAAAUGCAUUCAAAUUAAAGGUGUGAGGGUAUUCGAGAAGACGGGUUGGAAUAUUACAUAGAUAUGAAAAGUAGGCCGAUAAGGCUUUGAUUAACGAUUUUCCGAAAAUUCGUAUAGCAGGGAAACUUGGCUGAGUUGGUUCAAAUUUUUCCGCACUAGUUUGAUCGGCGCGAAUUUUAUCGAGUUCGCCUGAGCCCGUAAUUUCGGAUACCCCAAUACCCUUAAUUGAAAUUUAUACACGUUGCUUUUAAGAUUAUUAGUAAAGGCAGUUGCAAUCUCUUUCGGUGUUUCGAACCAGGGGUUUGGAGUGUCCAGUGACUGAUAGCGCGGUAUCGUUAAGAUAGUUGGUAAUUUUAAUAUGCUAUAUUCCAUUUUAUAGUACUAUGGGUAUUUAACUACAUAUGCUAGCUUUAGACGGCGAGAUAAUCGAAAACGACCCGAUUCACGUUCGUUCGCAUUUUAUCAUUCUUUGUUACUGAUCUCGCGUAAAUAGAGCAUGCUGAUUAUUUAUUUUCUUUCCUUUGGCUCGUGAAAAUUAUACGAACGUGUUACAGACAAUAGAGAGUUGUAAAGAUUCGAAUUUUCGUUGCAGCACAAAGUCUGUCCCGCAACCUGGUCGUUUUCGAGUGUCUUCAAGAAGAAAUUGCCACGCUCGGGCGCUACCAUUCUGUGAUCCAAUGAAAAACUUAAUUAAUUAAACUCAUACCGACAAAAAAAGGUGGAUAACAUUCUUUCGAAGAAUCUUACUCUGUACAUAUAUAUACUAUUAUACAUCUCUACCUUUUUUAAAUUGGGGCACCGUGUAUUUAUUAAUGAGAAAAGAGGGCAAGAAACGAGAGAAAUGUCGAAGACAAGAUAGGGAAAGAAAAAAAAAAAAGUGACGUCCCCACUUUUCGUAUUUCGCGUAAUUCCAACUUUUUGUGUGCUCUUGCAAGGCUAAGAAAGAAAGGGAGGGAGGGCGCGAAACAGAGUGAAAGAUAAAGAGAGAAAGGGUGAGAGAAAUUGGUUUACACAAGGAACGCUCAAAAGAAAACAAAAAAAAUACAGUUCGGUUAGAUUGAAUGUUGAGUGAAAGUGCCUUUUGCGAUGUGUUUUGUAUUUCAUCUAGCUUUUCGGUGUUGAAGGGAAACGACUUUUUUUUUAUUGAUAUGUUCAUGAAGUUUUCUCUAUCGCCUGUGACGAUCAAUAAUGUUUCACAAUUUUUCUAAUUUUUUAUAAGCUCGAUAUGUAAGUUACGAAUUUCUUGCUCUUGUGUUUUUUAUAAGUAUAGGGUGUUUCAUAAAUGAAGAAAUAAUUUUAGGGGUAGUGGAGUAAAUAAUUUAUAUUAUGUAUAUGAUUUUCACAAUUUUUGUAAAUAAAAGCAUUUUCUUCGAAAAUUGAUACAAUAUUAGUGCAAUACUAAUUUCUGAAGGAUGUAAACUAAAUUAUUUAUUAAACAAUUAAAAUUUUUUGAAUAUUUAUGAAACGCCCUAUACCUGAAACCAGUAACUAUUGGCAUCUGAAUUGAAAGAAACUAUGUUAAAUGUUUCUCCAAAAAGUGUUUCCUAAUGAAACGUUAUGUGGACAAUGGUUCACAAAAUUAAACUUAUCAAAUUGCAUAGGCAAUUUAAAUAUCAUUUGUAUACAUCUUAUAAUAUUCUUAUCCAUAUCUGAAUUACGUGUAAGUGUUAAGAUGAUGUUACCAAAAUGAAGAAAAUUAAAACAUUCUAUUUUCUUAUCUCGAAAUUAACGAAUAAUUAUUUGCGUAAAACAAUUCUACAAUGUUUAUGAAAAGAAUUUUUAAUUAGUAUGUACAGUAGCGCAACUGAGAGCAGGGGCGUCAGAAUUAAAGAAAAUUAAAAUUUUGAGAAUUCUUGUUUAUCUAAUUGACUUGACUGCGAAUGUACCUCGAGCUCGUAAUAAUGUACAACUAUGGGCAUAGGGCACUACUUGCUGAGCAUCCCUUCCCUAUAGCAUAAUUAUGGUUGCGCCACUGUCUAUAAUGAUGAUAUUUAGGUGACAAUAAUUAUUGGUUUAUCAAAAAACGUUCAACGUUAUUUGUUACCGCGGUACCUUUUAAUAUAAGAGCGCAUACAAUUGUAAAGAAUUAAUUUACUUCUUUCAUUCCUUCGAAACUGAAAGGCUGAAAUUGCAGAUUAACUUUAAUCGUAGGUGAUUCAGUACUUCUCUUGUAUUCAUUUAAAUGAUCUAUCUAUUAUACAUUGUACAUGUAUAUUCUCUGAAAGGUGAACUUAUUCUAUAUUAUACCGGGUUGUAACUUUUUAUUGCUAUAUAUUAUAAUGGAUUUUUAACGCACGACAGAUAUCUUAUUAGGAAUCGAACCUGUAUCAAUAGAGGGACGGGGUUAAUUGAAAAUUGGCGGGUUCCACGGCACGUUAAAACGAGAUACAGAAAUAUCCUAAAAUAAGUGGUACAGUUACUUUUACCUAAUACCUUGCGCACAUUCGUACAGUUUAUCCAACGAGACGAGACAGUAAAUUCGAAGAAAUUCACGUGCUCGAAGCAGGCCCAACUCACAGUAAAUACACAGAUCUCGACCGAAGCGUUUGAAGAACCGGAAACAACUGUGCUUCGAUUCUACGUCGAGCGCGUGAAUUUGUAAACAUAUACUGACUCGUCUCGUUGGACGGAUUAUAGAGUGUGAAAGCUUAUGAAAUAAAGCUUCGUGUUACUAUUGAGGGUCUCGUCGAACGGUCAUUGAACUAAUAAUAUCUUAUGAAAAAUUAUGUAUAUUUAUUUGUCCAAAUGAAAAAUAGUAUAAAAUUUAGAAAAUGAAAAUAAUAUGAAAUAUAAAAUUAAAGUAAAAAUGGGGUUCUCUCUAUGGUCCGUCAUUCGAGGGUUAAUAAUGUUAAAGGUUCUUGAUAGUUUUCAUUUUUAUGACUAUAAUACGUUUGCCAUGUGAAUGUAUAAUUUAUAGUAUUUAGUCUAAUUUGAGCACCCAUGUUAAAAACUGAAGGAAAAGGAACUGGGUCAAUGUGCCUCUCCGAAGGGACCCUCAAGCACGAGAGGUACUUUAAAGAAUUUCAUCAGGACAUUCGCAGGAUUAUUUUUCCUACGAUUGCGAGUUUAAUAGUGAUAAGCAAAGCGUUGAUGGGUUAAUUAACGAGAGAUGAGUCUCGCGUGGGUGGUGUGCAUCGCACGAGGCGGGCACAAUUUCUCGUAUUGAGCGACUAAUACAAUUUGUGAAAGUUUACACUUUAAGCUCAGUUUAUACUAGAUCGUAACCUUGCUCGGUAAUUAAUUUUUUUCUCAAACUUCAUUACAUAGAAAAGGAUUAUUCAAAAACGUAAGAUAUCGUGAAAAAACAAAAUGGCAUCACGUGAUGUCCCUAGCUGUAACGUGACACUUACGCAUGCGCGCGCAACCUCCUAGUGAGGAAAAAGUCCCAGAAUCGCGUAUCACUACACGAAGGGAUGAAAACCACUAUGAAGGUGCGAUGAUGGUAUGGUCUAGUAUAAACUGACCUUUAUUCUUCCAAGCGCGCCUUUCCGUGGCAAAGUUGAUAAAACAACCGUUUUACAAGUCUUCUGUAUACGGGGAUGGUUCCAUCGAGACCGUAAUAGACCCGCGACGUUCCCCGCUUAUCGAUUCGACGUUCCGAAGGAUGGGAAAGAAGGCGAGGCGGUUUGAAACGAGGAACUCGAUGAGACUUGAUAGAACGAAGAAUUCCUUCGUGAACCCGGAAUCGAAAUUUCUUAGUAAUAAGAAAUCCGUCGAUCCUUACGAAGGGUAAAAUCUAUACCGUUGUUUCCUUGUUAAGACGUUUCGUGUAAUCGUAAAAUAACGAGUUCGCUGCAGAAAAGAAACUGAAGAAACGAUAAGGGAAACAAGGGAAACAUUGAGGGGACCUCGCAGUUCUGACGUCUUCGAAAGGAAAGAAUAAAUCAGAAUUUAUGGUCGUAACGAUAGCGUUCUUAGGGAACAUUUCGAGGAAUGAAAUCCCUUCGAAAGCGAUUAAUUUAACGUGUAAGCUUAUUGCAUGUACAAGUCCUAAGGUAUAAAAAUACACGAUAAGGGAGACGAAUGGCUGGGAUGAGCGGUGACGAUCUUUAUCAUUGUUAUAAUUAUAGUUCUUACAUACAUUAUUGCAAUACUUAUUACUAUCGCAACUGUUAUAAAUAGAUAUUAAGAAGCUUUCUUAUGCCGUUUCUCUAUUGUACCACUUAUAUACACAUGAUGCACGACUUUUCGAGAAUAAAUCUUUAUGAAACGCUCCAGUCUUUGUAA